GCCCCGCUGCGUCUCGCUCAGAUAUAUCGUUGUAAAAUAAUGAAUUAUAUGAAAAUAUUACUUCUUUCCUCGUAUUUAUAUGUUACGCGAACGCACUGUCGGAUAAGUUAACACCAGUUAAUCGGUUCCAUUCUAUUUAUUUUUUUACAUUCAGUAGCACCAACGAGCUGGCUCUUUUAAGCGAGCUUAAUUAAAAGGUCCCUCUUGUUCUCCGACCGCGUUAAUACGACCAAAAUAUUCUUCUAAUUCUAGAUGUUGACCGUCACGAAAGUCGAAAAUACGAUAAAAGGUUUAUUUUGUGAUUUAGCCAUGAACCACCCAUUUUCCUCGAGGAUGGUGCGGCCUAACCUGCCUUUGCGGAAGCCGUCAUCCAGUCCAUCCACGGCCUGCACAUUUCCAGGACUCGCCGUGCCCGGUGGGAGCCCACUGAUGUCGGCUUUGAUGUCACCUGGAGCCGGCUCAAUACUCUCGCCAGCCAGCGUGGCCACAUCCCCUGUGUCUCCUGUAUACCUGUGCCACUUUUGUGCCAAGCCAGGGAAUACGCGGUGCAAGCGCUGCAAGAAGGUGACAUACUGCUCUGCGCAGUGCCAGACGGAAGACUGGAAGGCGCACAGGCACAUUUGCAAAGAUCCUCAGCUUGAAAAGGCGAAGCUAAAUCUGACUGAUGCGUUGUCUGUGAUGCCAAACAAAGGCAACCCACCCGAUUCAAUGCAGGCAGAUGCACUUAAACCCCGAAGGGUUUAUUUGAAGGAUCUUCACAGAAGUAAGAUUAAAAAAGGAUCAGAUAUUCAGGCAUCUGUUGUAGAAUUCUACAACCCAGGGAGGUUUUUUCUUGUCGUCCAAAGCCCUGAGCUGCUCGAUGCUCUGCAGAGCAUCAGCAACAAGCUCCAGAAGCCCUCCAGGUGCCCCCCUGAGACCUCUUAUAUCCCAAACGUUGGGGAAGUCUGCAAAGCACAGUUCUCUGGCGAUCUGGUUUGGUACAGAGGCCUGGUGCAGAAAUUGGUUGCUGACACACAGGCACACAUACUUUACAUUGACUACGGGAAUGAAGAAGACGUACCCUUUGACAAAAUCAAGCCCCUGCCUGCUGAUCUUGAGCUUUUUCAUCCUUGUGCAAUGGAGUGUCAUGUCGCUGGCGUGGAACCGAUGGAUGGUAGCUGGCCCACAGAGUGCUGUGCAACGGUGAAACAGCUUCUGACUGGCAGGACUGUGACUACCAAGCUGGUGGAAACACUGGAGAAUGAUCAUGCUCAUGCUGUGGACAUCCAGAUGUACGUGGGAAAGUAUUUGAGCUCAUUCCUUAUUGAGUGUGGUUUUGCAGUGAAAACAACAGUGGACAUUCCACCUACGGAGCACAAUAUUAACGCUAUGCUGAGUGCUUCCUUGGAAAACUUUGCACGUCGCUCUGAGGGGAAGGACGACAACACCUGGGCUCAGCUGCCAGAGCCUUUGACCCAAGCGGUGGGAGAUUCUUUCUUUGUGGUGAUCACACACCUCCAGUCCCCUUAUAAUAUAAUUGUGCAGAAGGUUGAGAAUGCAGGAGUCAUUCAGGAGUUCCAGAUGCAGUUGAGGCUCCACUGCUGUCAGGUUUUUAUGCUUCAAAACUUCCGACCAGCACCUGGCACUGUUUGUUGCGCCCAGUUCUCAGAGGACAAGCAGUGGUAUCGGGCCAAGGUUCUGGCGUAUUCAUCGGAAGAGCGCGUCUGUGUUGGCUACAUUGAUUUUGGCAACUCUGAAGAUGUGCAUUUAGACGACCUGAGACCCAUCAACUCCUCACUGCUGGCUUUUCCCAUGCAGGCCAUUCAAUGUGCUCUAGCAGGCGUGCAGCCUAUCGGAGAGAGCUGGUCAGAGGCGUGCCUUUUAAACCUGCACCAAAGAGUUUGUAAUAGAAUCCUGCGCACUGAGAUCCAAGGGGCACACGAGGGCAAAGCUCUGGUCUCCAUGGUUGACGAGGCAAGCGACCCUCAGGCAAAUAUUGCCGAGUUGCUCAUCUCUGCUGGGUACGCCGUUCCCUGCGCUGUUAAGGCCAACGACAUCCAGCAGGUUGAGCAACCAACAGUUCCUGCAGAACCACAAGUAGAUGCACCUUUGGUGUGGUCCUCAGUUGAGCUUCCCACCAAUGGCCAGUCGGUGGUGUUGUCUGCCACUGUCAUUGUGAGCCCUGGAGAGUUUUUCUGCCACAUUGACAAUCCUGCGGACAACAGGCAGCUAAUAGAGAUCACCGCUGAGUUGAAGCAACACUGCGAGGCAGAUGUGGCAGCCUUUGAACCCAAAAUUGGGGAGCCCUGCUGUGCUUGUUUUCCAGGUGACGGAGCCUGGUACCGUGCAAAGGUGAAAAGUCAGUCCGAAGACACAGUGGACGUGAACUUUGUGGACUACGGUUACAGCAUGGCAUUGGAAAAAAGGCACCUUCGCUCAAUAACAACUCGACUCCUUCAGCUGCCCUUCCAGGCCAUUCACUGUUUCCUCUCAGGUGUGGAGGCCAUAGAUUCAGAGUGGAGCAGCGAAGCCACUGUGUGGUUCCAGAACCAAGUGGAUGGAGAGAAGCUCACUGCGCGUGUCCUUACCGUCACCGAACAGGGAUACGGUGUCGAACUGGAGUGCAGAGGGCACAGCAUCAAAGCUGGCCUCAUCUCUAAUCUCUUCGGCAGAGUCCCUGGAGAUAUUCCCAAAGAGGCGCACUCCCGCUCGUUGCCCAGGGCCGAGCUGCAAACAGGCGUAACAGAGAAGGAGCACAGCCAAACGCAGGCCUCCAAACAGAUGCCCACAAAGAAAAGUGUUGCAACAUCGUCAUCAGGCCCAACGUUUCCAUUGGACUGGAAGACAGUGCAGCUGCCCAUCAAUGAGCCCUUCAAGCCCUACAUUGCAGCUGUUACUAGUCCUUCCCUUUUCUACCUGUUCAGACCCAACAACGUGGACCAGCAAAAGCUCUGGGAGAUGAUGCUGGAGUUGGCUGUGUUCUGCAGGAACAACCAGGCCACUUUGUCCUCUUCCAAAAUAAUCCCCGGGGUGGCCUGUUGCGCCCAGUUUUCUAGUGAUGACAAAUGGUACCGUGCUGUUGUUUUUGAGAUGGCCGACAAUGAGGUGUCAGUCAUCCACGCAGAUUUCGGCAACACUGAAAAGCUACCAGUUUCUCGAAUUUUGCCCAUCCCCGAACACCUUUUGCAGCUUCCUUUCUCGGUAGUUCGCUGCGCCUUACAUGGUAAGAAGCACUUCCCUGCCCAGUGGCCACCGCAAGUGCUGCAGGUCUUCCAGGGCUUGUUGCAGAGCAGCAUCCUCGCGACUGCACAAACUUUCGACGGCUCUGCCCACGUCCUCUCAGUCACCCUGCCUGCUGAGAAGGGCGGUGCCGACCUCACUGCCCUCGUAUUAGACAUGCUGCAGGCCCAAAUCGAAAGCCCUCCUAUCCCAUCCCCUGCCUUUAACCACAUAGAUAGCACCAGCUCUACAACUUCCCCUGAUCGCCUUAAGACUACCCUGGUGCCAAGUGAGGAAAAUAUAGCGAUAGCCACUGAGCCACCUGUGAGCUUGGAAUCGACCCCCCAAAGCCCAAACCAAACGCAUAGCACUGCAGCAGAGCUUUAUAAGGAUGCCGAGGCCUCUGCAUGCUGCUGUCUGAGUUUAAAGACCAAGAUGGAGAACCUGGAGCAGAUGAUGGAGCUGCAGCUGUCCUUACUGAACAUGUGUCUCCAACAGUUUAAGUCCUAAGCUAAUUGUUACUCUCUGUUCUCUGUUCAUUUACAUGUUUUUAUUGUGGUUGACAAACAAGUGAAGAGUCUUUUUCUGAUUAUUUUGUUUAUACGUUUUAAGAUUUUGUUGUGUGGAACGUGCUGCGCUGCCAUGGCCUCAUUUGUUUGGUUCUUAUCUCGUGCUCAGGU
Messenger RNA from Nerophis ophidion (straightnose pipefish), 3878 nucleotides. RefSeq names its product tudor domain containing 1 (gene tdrd1). The coding region runs from base 253 to 3708 and encodes 1151 amino acids. The transcript has 24 exons. The record is from RefSeq and is a predicted model, not a curated record. NCBI's taxonomy places the organism in Eukaryota, Metazoa, Chordata, Actinopteri, Syngnathiformes, Syngnathidae.